GGGAAAGGAAAUAGCUGCGGGAGCCGCAUCCUGCCUGCGCUAGCGGCUCAAGAGGUGGAGGCAGAGAGGGCGGAGAAGGCAGAGAAGGGUGCCGCAGAGAAAAAAGUGUCAAAGCCAGUACGGCUUUAGAAUACGGUGAAGGAUACUUUUCAUGGUGCAUGGAAGGGAAGCCAAUGCGCAGGUGUACCAACAUUCGACCAGGAGAGACUGGAAUGGAUGUAACAAGCCGCUGUACCCUUGGAGACCCCAACAAAUUGCCAGAAGGGGUUCCCCAACCUGCUCGCAUGCCCUAUAUCUCAGACAAACACCCUCGGCAAACCUUGGAAGUGAUCAACCUUCUGAGAAAGCACCGGGAGCUAUGUGAUGUGGUGCUAGUUGUGGGCGCUAAGAAGAUAUAUGCCCACCGCGUCAUUCUGUCAGCCUGCAGCCCCUACUUCCGAGCAAUGUUUACAGGAGAGCUGGCAGAAAGCCGGCAGACAGAAGUAGUGAUCCGAGACAUAGAUGAGAGGGCCAUGGAGCUACUGAUUGACUUUGCAUAUACCUCCCAGAUAACUGUGGAAGAGGGCAAUGUUCAGACCCUCCUGCCUGCUGCAUGCCUCCUCCAGCUGGCAGAAAUACAGGAAGCCUGCUGUGAAUUCUUAAAGAGACAGUUAGAUCCUUCAAAUUGUCUGGGCAUUCGGGCUUUCGCUGACACGCAUUCUUGCCGUGAGUUGCUAAGGAUUGCAGACAAGUUCACCCAACAUAACUUCCAAGAGGUAAUGGAGAGUGAAGAAUUCAUGUUACUUCCGGCCAACCAACUCAUUGAUAUAAUAUCUAGUGAUGAGCUCAACGUCCGCAGUGAAGAGCAAGUGUUCAGUGCGGUGAUGGCCUGGGUCAAGUACAGUAUUCAGGAGAGACGUCCCCAGUUACCCCAGGUGCUGCAACAUGUUCGCCUGCCUUUGCUUAGUCCCAAGUUCCUGGUGGGCACCGUAGGCUCUGACCCCCUCAUUAAAAGUGAUGAAGAAUGCAGAGACUUAGUAGAUGAGGCUAAAAACUACCUCCUGUUGCCUCAAGAACGACCACUAAUGCAAGGGCCCAGGACCAGACCUCGGAAACCUAUCCGAUGUGGGGAAGUACUCUUUGCAGUUGGUGGCUGGUGCAGUGGAGACGCCAUUUCCAGUGUUGAGCGCUAUGAUCCCCAGACCAAUGAGUGGCGAAUGGUAGCUUCAAUGAGUAAAAGGCGAUGUGGCGUUGGGGUCAGUGUUCUUGAUGACUUGUUGUAUGCAGUAGGUGGCCAUGAUGGAUCCUCAUAUCUCAAUAGUGUUGAAAGAUAUGACCCCAAAACAAACCAAUGGAGCAGUGAUGUGGCCCCCACAAGCACCUGCAGGACAAGCGUUGGUGUGGCAGUCCUCGGAGGUUUUCUCUAUGCGGUGGGUGGACAAGAUGGUGUCUCUUGCCUCAAUAUAGUUGAGAGGUAUGAUCCAAAGGAGAACAAGUGGACCCGGGUGGCUUCUAUGAGCACUAGAAGGCUAGGAGUGGCUGUGGCCGUGUUGGGAGGGUUCUUAUACGCUGUAGGUGGCUCUGAUGGGACGUCUCCACUCAACACAGUGGAGCGCUACAAUCCUCAGGAAAACAGAUGGCACACCAUAGCGCCUAUGGGGACCAGAAGGAAACACCUCGGCUGUGCAGUGUACCAGGACAUGAUCUAUGCUGUGGGGGGUAGAGACGACACUACAGAGCUCAGCAGUGCUGAAAGAUACAACCCCAGAACCAACCAGUGGUCCCCUGUGGUGGCCAUGACAUCCCGCAGGAGUGGAGUUGGCCUGGCCGUGGUCAACGGACAGCUCAUGGCAGUAGGGGGUUUUGAUGGCACAACAUACUUGAAGACCAUUGAAGUUUUUGACCCAGAUGCUAAUACAUGGAGGUUAUAUGGAGGAAUGAAUUACCGUCGGCUAGGAGGUGGUGUAGGAGUUAUUAAAAUGACACAUUGUGAAUCCCAUAUAUGGUGAACACAGAAAAAAUCUUGCAUAAGCUCCUUUAUAUUUGGAAGAGCCUUGACUUCGAAGCUUUGUACAGCUCGAGAAAACAAUAGAACAAAUUCUAUCCUUUGCCGGUGCCUCAGCAUUCAGAAAUACCAGGCUAACAAUGGAACUCACCUGCAAAAUGCCAUCUUUGCACAAUGCCUUUCCGCUCUGUGCAGAAGAGUAUUUAUUUUUGGCUUUAAUUUAUCAUGGAGUUUUGAUGGAGAUUUUUGUUUGUUUUGUUGGUUUGGGUCCUUUGGGUUUUUGUUGUUGUUGUUGUUGUUGGGUUGUUUUUUAUUUUUUAUUUUUUAAUUUAUCCUUCAUACCAUGAAAAAAAAGGAGAAAAAAAUGGCAAAAGUUCCAAGCUGCAAAAUUGUCAUUGCUUUGUAGGCUUUGGGUUGGUGUUAAAACUCCUGGUAAGGGCAGAAGGGCUAUGUGUGACCUGGUGUCAUUCCUCUUAGACACUGUCCAUCUGCGGAGAUUGCCAGUGAUGAAAGUAAAAUGCUAGUGUAUGUGCUCGCUCCCGUUCCGCACUAAAUAGUAGCGCACUCCAAGUGUAAAGAGGGCUGGAGAUGUUCAGUAAGCGUGUGCUGCUUUUGCAGAGUUCAGCUCCCAGCACUUCUACCUGGCAGCUCACAACUGUGUGUAACUCUAUCUAGAUCAGUGGUCCUUAACCUUCCUGAUGCUGCAGCCCUUUAAUACAGUUCCUCAUGUUGUGGUGACCUCCAUCCAUACAAUUACUUUUGUUGCUAUUUCAUAACAGUAAUUUUUCUGCUGUUGUGAAUCAUGAUGUAAACAUCUGAUUACAGGAUAUCUGGUAUGCAGCUCAUCUGAAAGGGUCCUUUGACCACCCUACCCUGCACACACACGAAGAGGUCACGACCCACGGUUGAAAACUGCUGAGCUUGCUCCUCCAGGGCGCUCUUCUGUCCUCUGUAGGCGCCUGUAUUCCUGUGCAUUCAUAUACAUACACACACAUAUACCCAUCAAAUGCAAGUAAUUUUAAAUGAAUUUCUUUUAAAUGUAGAAGAAAAACUGAAUAAGAAGACAUCUCACUAAACGGGACAAUUAGGAAGGACUAUUAAACCUAUAAAAGCAGGACUCGAAUGCUACAGUUUGCAUUUUCUGGUGGGUACUCACAUCUGUCUAGCUGAACUUUCUUCCUACCCCAUUUCCCUUUUUUCUCUGUAAUGUUUUCAUAGAGUUUCUGCCACAUGUACCUAGGUCUCUGCUCAGGCCUCUUAUGCAAACAGUGUGAGGUUCAUUGAUUGUCAUCCUGAGAAUUGCAGUGAGAGCAAGUGGAGCUGUGUAAGAGUUGUGCCGACUGUCACCGCCUGUGCUUUCUUUCCUGCCCCCUCUUUGCCACCAAGGAGCAUGGGUCUUUCUCCAGCGGUAGAUUCUGCUUUUCACUUUACACUGGAUGUUCUGGCCUGGUGACUGAACCCUUACGAAGUAACAGCAAAGGAACGCUCCCCUUGUUGGCAGUGCGUGUGCAGGAGCACCGAGCCAGCAAAGCGCAGGGACAGAGCUGGGUCCUUACGCCGAUGACUGCUUGUUCAUCUCACAAGGCCACUGUCACUCUGCCUUAGGUUGCACUUUCUGAUGAAAGGUUAAAAUUGUUAAAGAAAUAAAUGAAAAAUUUAGUGCCUAAGGUCCCCCCCUCCCCCCGUUAUAGUCACAGACUGAGUUUUUCUUCUUUCAAUGUAUUUUGCAGGAAAACCUUUGAAUGAGACUUUAGCCACAACCAAAAGGAAUAACCUUUACCUUCUCUCUCUCCCCUGGCACCUUUUGUGUUUACAUUUAAACAUCAUUUGCACCUUUUUCAAGGAAAAAAAAUAAGUAUUUGGUAAACAAUUGUUUACAUGUAUCAUUUAUGCUUUUUUCUAGCAUGUAUAACUUUUUAAAAUAAAGGUAGUAUUUACCAUAAAAAAUGUUUUAAUUUUUAAA
Apodemus sylvaticus (European woodmouse) is the source of this 3947-nucleotide messenger RNA. It is a transcript of the gene Klhl20, whose product is annotated as kelch like family member 20. The transcript is spliced from 12 exons. The coding region runs from base 159 to 1988 and encodes 609 amino acids. NCBI's taxonomy places the organism in Eukaryota, Metazoa, Chordata, Mammalia, Rodentia, Muridae. The record is from RefSeq and is a predicted model, not a curated record. Gene Ontology annotation, molecular function: protein binding.